UAUGCUAUUUGGCUGUUUUACAGGGACUGCAGGCAGAAUGAAGACUGUACUGUGCCUCCUGGUGCCUCUCCUGGUGGAAGUCCUGUCCAUUGAUGGGGAAGUUCCGACAGAUAAACCUGGGAAAUGCCCCCCUCCCGAGGAGCUGUCUCUAGGGGUGUGCUUUAAUAAGCUGUGCAACACUGAUGGGGAAUGUACAGGAAGCCAGAAAUGCUGCAAAACCGGCUGUGAUGGCUACCAGUGCCAGAUGCCAGUAGACAAGCCGGGAUCCUGUCCCCCUGUUGAACCUCUGAAUGGGACAACCUGUGUCAAGCCCACCACUCAGUGCAUAUCCGACAGUAACUGCAACGACAACCAGAAAUGUUGCACAGCGGCGUGUAACAGCACAUCCUGCCAGAUACCGCCUUGCCUUUGUUUGUCCCGUAUGUCUCCUUUUCGCUACUUAUUUGCUGUGAUUGGCGGGUGUCCAGUAAUCGCUCUGCAGUUUCCUUCAUUUUGUUGUUCGGGAGAUUACAAUGUUUGUGAAAAGUUGACCAUCCCUCAAAUGUUGGCAGCGGUGUCUGGGAAACGAGCGAGCCCUGGGCAAACAGUGCAAGCGGUGUGCGGUAUAAUAUCCGGAAUAGGAGAACGUUGCAGUCCCGGGGUGAAGGAGAAGGACCAUCAUUCCGCUAUAUUCGGUCCUUACGCCAUUUCCUCAUUCCAUGGCGUCCCUAAGCUGGGUGACACCCGGAGCGGAGACCAGGUGACAGCCCAUCGUAACGUCAUCGCGCAUGCGCUGUCGUAUUAA
Nanorana parkeri is the source of this 784-nucleotide messenger RNA. Its product is annotated as WAP four-disulfide core domain protein 3-like. NCBI's taxonomy places the organism in Eukaryota, Metazoa, Chordata, Amphibia, Anura, Dicroglossidae. The record is from RefSeq and is a predicted model, not a curated record. The transcript is spliced from 6 exons. Gene Ontology annotation, cellular component: extracellular region. Gene Ontology annotation, molecular function: peptidase inhibitor activity. The coding region runs from base 2 to 784 and encodes 260 amino acids.